Messenger RNA from Eriocheir sinensis (Chinese mitten crab), 2288 nucleotides. RefSeq names its product Bardet-Biedl syndrome 5 protein homolog (gene BBS5). The record is from RefSeq and is a predicted model, not a curated record. Gene Ontology annotation, molecular function: phosphatidylinositol-3-phosphate binding. The transcript is spliced from 9 exons. The coding region runs from base 137 to 1171 and encodes 344 amino acids. Gene Ontology annotation, cellular component: BBSome; ciliary basal body. Gene Ontology annotation, biological process: cilium assembly; intracellular transport. NCBI's taxonomy places the organism in Eukaryota, Metazoa, Arthropoda, Malacostraca, Decapoda, Varunidae.
UGGAGACUCAAACACAACACAACUAGUCUUACUGUGCACGCCGCCAUGCUCUGCUGGGAGGACAGGGAUGUACACUUCGAUAUCACGGCCCAGUAAGUCUGACAGCUAGUAACCCAGAGCCGAACAUCAUCCCCCCAUGACUACUGACGCCACUAUGCUCUGGGAGGACCGAGAUGUUCGCUUCGAUAUCCCACCCCAGCAGAUGAAGAUGAGGGCCGGGGAGCACAUGAUCGACAAGCUGGACUCCAUCGAGGACACCAAAGGCAACUCGGGUGACCGCGGGCGCCUACUCAUCACCAACCUCCGCCUGCUGUGGCACUCCCAGGCCAUGCCCCGCGUGUCCCUGUCUGUUGGCUUCAACUGCAUCAUCAAUAUAACAACUAAAACUGUUAAUUCUAAGCUACGUGGACUGACAGAGGCACUCUACAUACUCACUAAGGCCAACAACACACGCUUCGAGUUCAUCUUCACCAACCUGGUUCCUGGCACCCCCAGGCUCUUCACUUCUGUCAUGGGAGUUUAUAAGGCAUACAACUCCUCCAAGAUGUACCGAGAGCUGAAGCUGCGCGGGGCCAUCAUUCAGAACAAGCAGCUCAGGAUCCUACCACAGGAACAGAUAUUUUCCCGGGUCAACGGUGUUUGGAACCUGUCCAGUGACCAGGGCAACCUGGGAACCUUUGUGAUCACCAAUGUGCGUCUAGUGUGGUUUGCCAACAUGAACGAGCUCUUCAACAUUUCUCUUCCUUACCUCCAGAUUGCAUCUGUCAAAGUUCGUGAGUCUAAGUUUGGGAUGGCCCUGGUGGUGGAGAGCUCUGAAGCCAGUGGAGGGUAUGUGCUGGGGUUCAGGAUUGACCCAGCAGAAAAGCUUCAUGAAAUCCACAAGGAGAUAUCUGCCCUUUACACAGUCUACUCGCAGUGUCCAGUGUUUGGAGUGGAAUUUGUUCUUCAGGACAAGCCACAAGCGGAUGAAGACCAGUUGGAUUUGCCUGAGAUGGAUGAAGAGGAAAUAGAUGAAAGUGUGAGUGAUGCAGGCGACGUGUUGGCAGCAUACCUUGCCGACGGCCACCAUCAUGACCUGGAGCCAGUGUUCAGUCCUGAGCUGGGCCUCGCUGUGGAAAAACUGAAAGAUGGCUACACUCUGCAGACACUCUGGGAAGUCAUCCCAAGCUGAGGUAAAGCGUGAUUAUGUCUGCUCCUGAUUUCUCCACACUCCUUUCUUGGACCAACUAAUGCUCUAAAUGGGAAUGCUUGGGCAUUUUCAAAUAGAGAGCACCAAAGUGAAGGUUAAUGAUUUAGCAGUUCAGAUUCAAACACAUACAGUGUGUGCGUUCCUGGUAGAGUUGUCUCUGUUACUGCAAAUACCAACUCCUUUCAACUCCUUAUUUUUUCAUUUUGUCUCUUAACUCCGAGUUAUUUUUUGCAUUUUGAGCAUAAUUGUCAUGAAUUUUUAUGUUAUGAUAAAAUCAUUACAUUAAUUACUAAUAUUACAUCAAUUAUAUAUAAGGGAUAAUUCUGCGUGUACAUUUUUUAAAAUCUUUGGUAUGUUACUAAUAAUUGUAUUGCUUGUCUUCUCCUUCCCUCCUAUGGUACUGCCAAGUAUUGUAUUAUAUGAACAUCCUGCUACUGUCACAUAUUACAUGCAGGAGGGUUUGGUUCACUACAAUACUUACAGAACAUGUUGAAAUGUCAUAAGAAAAUGUCAUUCUACAAGUAUGAAUUAAACACACAAUGAUCCCAACAAGUUGUACAUUACAUCACAUUUAACAACGGAGUCUGCAAUAAGUAUUAGGUGACAUAAUGUUAUUAUAACUAGAAACAAGACUGUGUGCUUCAUGAGAGUCUGUAUUUACAGUAUAGAGUAAUCUCUAGGGUACAGAAAAUUUGUUAACAGGUAGUGUAAGUCAUUUCAAAGAAAUAUCAUAAAAGUUCCCCUAAUUUGAAUAAUUAGUGAUAAUGUAGUUAUUAUCAAAGAUUUUACAUUCCAGUUUUGCAUCUCUUGUGAGAACAAAAGAAUGGGCAGAGCAGAAGGAAUCAAAGUUGUACGUCCCUAGUGAGGGGUCUUAUUCCCCAAUCAUUUGUUUUAUAAUAGCAAUAAAAGUCAUAUAAAACAACAAAUUCCAGACUGUUUUCUGAGUUAAGCUAUGCAAACUUAAAACUAACCACCAAAAUAUCAACUAAUAAUAAAAAAACUGUGUUUAUUAAAGAAUUGUCAAUAUGAAUCACAAUAUGCUGUACUCAGGAACUAUAUGGCAGAGCAAGAGGAACCUUUAUUAUGAAAGGUCCUGCAA